GCGGUGUACAGAAAUCUUACACUGAAAUAAUAGGUUUCAUUUUCCACUGCAGACCAUCACUGUAACACUUCUCCGGAUUCCAGACUGAAAUCAAGUCAUGGCAUUACAAUCACAAACUACAAUUGUGACAACCCAGCAUGUCUCCUCUGGAACCUGGACUACAGGCAUCUGUGACUGCUGUUCUGAUAUGAGCACUUGUUGCUGUGCCCUUUGGUGUUUCCCCUGUAUGCAGUGUCAGACUGUGUCUCAGUUUGGCUGGUGUUUCUGCAUGCCAUUGCUGGACUGCUGCAUGGUGGUGUCUUGCUGUCUCCGCCAGAAGAUGAGAGAGCAAUAUAACAUUCAUGGUUCCUGCUGCGAUGAUUUUUGCAGUCUCUGCUUCUGUUAUCCUUGCGCCUGGUGUCAGAUGUCUCGUGAAAUCAAGAUUCGUGCUCAUUCUGGGACUGUGAUCACCCAACAAGUUACACGUAGUUAGAGAUCUGUUUUGUAUGGGCAAAAUUCAUGCAGGUGAUGAAAACUGAUGCAAAGUCCUUUGUAUUGCAUGCUUCACUGUGUUUUUCACAAAGUUUACCUGUUAUUGUGCUGUUUAUAUAAUGCACAAAUGUUUGUAACUUACUUUUCAUACUUUUACAAGUUACCAAAAACAAAUAGGCAUGGCAUAUGUAAUGUGAAAAACAAAUAGCGUAAAGCAAACAUCCUUAUUGCUUCACUAUGUAAUGGUAAAAAUAAAACUUUGAAAUGCUGUAUUCGUUGAAAUUCAUUCCAGUAAUAAAAUGAUGAGGUAAUAGAAAA
Messenger RNA from Onychostoma macrolepis, 789 nucleotides. It is a transcript of the gene ponzr1, whose product is annotated as plac8 onzin related protein 1. The coding region runs from base 98 to 472 and encodes 124 amino acids. The record is from RefSeq and is a predicted model, not a curated record. Lineage: Eukaryota; Metazoa; Chordata; Actinopteri; Cypriniformes; Cyprinidae. The transcript has 4 exons.